This is a messenger RNA of Betta splendens (Siamese fighting fish), 11169 nucleotides long. RefSeq names its product proprotein convertase subtilisin/kexin type 5a (gene pcsk5a). The record is from RefSeq and is a predicted model, not a curated record. Gene Ontology annotation, cellular component: trans-Golgi network; Golgi membrane. The transcript has 39 exons. Gene Ontology annotation, molecular function: serine-type endopeptidase activity. Gene Ontology annotation, biological process: peptide hormone processing. The coding region runs from base 5066 to 10744 and encodes 1892 amino acids. NCBI's taxonomy places the organism in Eukaryota, Metazoa, Chordata, Actinopteri, Anabantiformes, Osphronemidae.
GCCGUUUGGUCCGCGCGCGCACGUACCUCCGCUUUACAAUAACCACCGCAUUUACACAUUUCCACUUCACACGCACACAAUCGCACAGUCAACAUAUUGUUCUCCGACCAACACAAUGCAUUAUCUCCCCCGCAGUUGUUCCGCUCUCUCUCUCUCUCUCUCUCUCUCUCCCCCUCGCAACCAGACGCACGCUCCCGCCUAGCAGCUCUGUGUGUGCCGGUGCGACGCUGAGAGGAGUGUGGAGUUGUCAGUCAUUAAUCUGCUACAGCACAGCCUGUAAUCCUGAUGACAGAGCGGAGCGGGCUUACAGAGAGCAGAGAGGAUCUGAGCCCAGCCUGGAGAGGGGAACAAAGGAGCCAAAGAAGGCUGGCUUUAAAGAGAAAGGCAGGAAGUGUGUGUGUGUGUGUGUGUGUGUGUGUGUGUGUGUGUGUGUGUGUGUGUGUGUGUGUGUGUGUGUGUGUGUGUGUGUGAGGCAGGUAACUAUUUUGUCACCAAUGCUGCGGUGCUAUUCAAGAAUUCUGGGGCACACAAAAGGGAGAAGGGGCUUUACAUGGAGAGCGACCCAGGCAUCAGGUGAGCGGGCUCCGGUCCAGGCGGGCCAUUAUGGGAGCUCGGCUGAAGCGCCGGGGACAAGCUUAUUUCGCGGGCCCCUUCAAAGAACCACCAAGGGUCGAAGUCGGUUCACACAAUUCGGCGCAACAUCAGUCGAGGCUCAGAUGAAAACGGAGGGGAGAGGAAAAUAACCAUGUCUGGAGGCAUCAACAAGCAUGUGAGGAAGGCUACAGCUGCAUGCUGAGGAAGCAACGCUAAUGCCGCAUGAGUCACCGAGCUCGGGCUGCCGCACGGAUGCUGUGUCUCACUCCACCACGUUACAGCUAAACAGGUCAUUUCACAGUCAAUCGGAGCCGAGGAGUCAGAGGUGCCGCACAAACAACCUGUCCAGCAGCAAAAUAUUAUCUGAGAGCUAAUGCAAUAAAUGAUGCAACAUAAACUGCGCCUUUCUCAAUGAGUAAUGAUGCUGAUAAACAAGCCCCAUGGUUGCAAUCAGGCUUUUGAUACUUUUCUUUGAACUGAGAUAGGAGCCUCAUUAGUGACCAAAUAAAAGGAAAAUAUGGACUGAAUGUGGACCAGGGGAGCUAAAUUAAAAAUACACCCACACGCACACAGAAUGGCACAAUGCCUGAGCACAUCCUCUGGCCGGGCUCUCUAGACUUCAGGAGUAUCAUGCACACACACUCAUCUUACAGUCAGGCAUUUCUAUAUAUGUGUGUGUGUGUGUGUGUGUGUGUGUUCUUUUUACUCCAGAGACUAUUAACAGACGUUUAAGGACACUGUGUCCAGUCCACACAACUCCCAGGUCCUUUUGAGGGCUGAGCGCUAGCUUCUGUUCUAUAGGGCCAUGAUGUGUGUGUGUGUGUGUGUGUGUGUGUGUGUGUGUGUGUGUGUGUGUGUGUGUGUGUGUGUGUGUGUGUGUGUGUGUGCGCGCGUGCGCGCGCACGUGCCACGGAAAAAUGGUACAUAAUGAAUUCAAAAGCACCCGGCUGAAGACGAGCUGCCAAGUUUCUGAGUCGACUGUGAUAGCUGCAGAUUGGCUUAAUAAAAUAUGAGCUAACUUUCCCCUGCCACCGCUGUCACUGAUGCAAAAAAGGGCCAACCGAACGUAAAUACAUCGUGACCGGGCUGAGAAGAAGGACACGGAAAACACUGCAGCCCUGCGACAGCGCUGUCCUGCACGUAAGAGCAGUAAUUCCACUAAAUGUUUGGAGGAAACAAUGAGAGUUGAAUUUAUCAAUGAGCUGCAUACUGUACGUUUUGAUUAGUCCUGCCUUGACAGACGUUGGAGGCUUAUACACAUGGCACAAAUUUCCAGAGAAAGUGGGAUGGGAUGCGACGGGGCUGAAACCACGUUAGAGGAGGUUCAGAAUGUACAUAAUUGGGGCUUGAGGGGGACAUAAACACAGGAGCUGUGAGGAGCGCCGUGACUCGGCGCUGAUUCCUUCACUCCUAAUGAGGUUGGUUACGUGCUCCCGGUGCAGGCCCCAAAUGCAUUGUGCGUUUGCGUGGACGUAGGUGCACACACGGGUCAUUUGACAGUCGUCUGAGCGCAUCUGUCGCACUUUCCACACUCGCACAACUUCUCCUCCUUCCGUUUCACAUCUGCCUCCCGACGGGAGGUGAAUUACCCAGUCAGUUUGCUGGGAGCUGGAAUUAGGCUAUGUUUGUACCGACUGUAGUGUUGCAUGAAGAAACACUCUUAAAUAAUCGCAAUUGAGCCUUUCUGUCAAAAUAGCGCCGGGUGGAAUGAGAAAACCACAGGGCUGUGCAAAAAAAAUAAAAAAUAGAAACCAAAUGACUGACCUCAAGAAAUCAUUUCACUAAAAAGAACUAAAUCAUUUUACUAAAAAGAACUAAAUGUUUAGAGAACUAAAAAGUUCUCUAAACAUAAACAACCAUAGUAAAAAUAUCCUGUUAAGACGUUUACAGAUGACAGUGUUUUGUAAUAACUAACUCCUCUGAUACUGAAGUGGUUCAAUGUUUUAUGGGCCACAGGGGAUUUCUUUUUUUUUUUGUUAUAAUUCUAUCAGUGGCCGCUGGAAAUAAUUAGCAUUAUGUCUGAGUCACCGCGGCGUAUCCAGCUCUUUUUACCCAACCAUGCAUAAAAAUCUAUGGACCCACAGAAACAGAUCUCAGCGACAGCUUGUGCAGCUCCAUUAUGUACUGUACGUUGACUGUUUGGGUCAAAAGGUUCUUCACGGAUGGCGCAUGGUUCCUCUCUGGGUCACGCCGACCCCAGACCUCUUGACACUCGUCAGUGACCAGUACUUGAGCGUCAGUUCCAAUCCCACUGCUGUCACGUGGCAAAAUCUGUGUCACUGAGCAAUAAGAGUUUUUUAAACAGUGGGAAAUUUUGAACAAACAAUAAAUAAGAGUUCAAGCUCAUGCUGCCUGCAGGGUAGUCGAUGUGCUCGGGAACACAUUUGACAAUUAUUUUCAGGGGGAUGUGUCACCGUUGGUGGAGUUUUCUGAACAUCAAAGUCAGUCUCUCGGAAGACGCGUUAGAUAACUUCAAAGUCCUGUGACUGCUUCGCCGAGAGGUGCUUUUCCUUUGUGUUGCUCUGUUGGUUUGUUUCCUACUCCAUUGUGAAGCAGAUGAUAACGACUGUGUUAGCACGUUGCGUCACGGACCUGUUCUCGUUCAUUUGCUGUUCAAGGACACACUGGACUUUGGAACAGCAGACGCCCAACAUGCAACUACCUUGAAAGCACUGUAUAUGUACUGUAGUACCCAAAUAUUACCUGCUCUAAAAACCUAAAACCAACAUGCAUCAAGUCGUGUAAAGGUACAAUAUUGUUUUUUUGUACAAUAAUUGUAAUGAAUGAUAAUGAGCAUUGACAUAGUCGUGUAUAUAUUUCACAUUACUACCCAUCUGGUUUUUCUAUACAGAUGCGAGGACUGACAUAAAAAGGACCAGCUGCUGCCAUAACAGCAACGAUCAGCUGUUGUGCUGCCGUUUUAUUUCCCCUGGCGUCAAAUCAGGAACUAGAGGCUGGUGCCUGUAACGCCUCUUAAUUAGUGGGGGAAUCCUCCAACAACAUGCAAUAUGUAUCACAGUCUGAACCUCCUCUACCUGCUCCACAUACAGUGCAGAGUCUCCAGGGGAAUAAUUACACCACUAAUGCUGCAGCAUUAAAUGAAAUGAGAGUCCCAGGAGAUCAGUGUCAGAGGAAAUCAUAAGACCAUCGCCAUGAUGUUGGCGUGGAACCCAUUCAUCUGUAGGAAAACCGCAUUAAGUAAUCUAUAUCAUGAAGUAGGAAAAUGAGCUCAACUCAAUCAAUAGGCCGCCAUGAAAACUAAGCAAUCUAAAAUUCAUUCAGAACACGCACUCUGAAGUCAAGUAAAGGAAGAAGUAGUGUUUAAAUACUUCUUAUAACCGUUCAAAUACACACAGACCCUCUUGAAUAUUACUAGGACAAUCAUUUUCAGCCUCACUCUGAUGUAAUGCAAAGCAGGCACCAUUUCUUCCGAAAUAAAAUUAACAUAGUGUAAAGCCUUGCAUCAUAUAUUCUGGUAAUCCCCCUCCAACUCCCGUCAACUUCAUAAAUUUGCAUUUCUCAUGUAAUAAAGCAUUGUUGUGCCUGCAACGUGCCACAAUGGGCGACUCUGGGCCAUUGUUUAGACGGGUUGUGUGCCACAUUUUAAGAGGCUGGAACACGGCCGAAGAGCAAAUUAACAGCCAAAUGGUAAACUGUCACUUCAGUGCAAUUAACGUUAUAGGUGCUGAAAUUAAGCGAGGAAGAUGUAACUGUGUCAGACUGAGGUUUCGAUCAGGCCUUCAUAUGAAUGUGAGACCAAGGGCAUCAUUUCCACCGUGGAGUCGUGGGGCAUGUCCCAACGUCUGUCCCCUCACUUUGAUCACUUUCAUUUUUAGAUCUUACCUUCCAGAGGUGACUCACUCAUGUCUGCAAACAUUAUCCAGAUGUUGGAGCAUUUUUGGACAAUUAACAUAAAUAUAAGUUGAAUUAUUUGCCACAAGAGCUGCAGCAUUUAAAAGCGUUUUGUCAAUACUUGUCAAUAGGGACAGUUUGACCCCCCAGCCUUUAGGGGCGCUGCUGAGUCUGUCUUGUCAGGUGUUCGUGUGUGUCGUCACUUCCUGUUCCGGUUAACGGUCUGCUCUAAUUAUUCAAUCACCUACACAUGCUGCUAUAUUUUUCAUCUAGCGUCUUACAGCAGCCGUUGCCUCUUUGUUGCUGCAUGUUACUCCUGAGUGUUUUACUGUUAUUCGGCCUUGUGUCAUCCAUUUCCUGUGUUGUUUGUCCAGGAGCAAGGAGGUGACUGAAAUAACGGCUGCAGGUUGUUAAUGGAGGGAUGUGAAGCACUUCACUGCUGAAGAUCAUAAAGCCAAGAUCACCCUCAUGUUUCUACUUUUAUCACAGAUCCACACUGAGAGUACAAGCAUCUCGGCGACAGCGAGCGUCGGUUCUCAAGAGGAGAUCUGAGCAGGGGAGCGCACAUGAAACAACUGGGCAGCGUCUAAUAAGAGGACACCUCUCCGUGGCAGCAGCAAUGGUGCUGUUUGAUGUGCUGUGGGUGGCCACACUCUUCCUGCUGAGUCAUGCGGCGACUUACACCAACGACUGGGCGAUUCGAAUAAGAGGCGACGUGGAGACUGUGAACAGGAUAGCGGAGAAAUAUGGAUUCACCAACAUGGGCCAGGUCGGAGAUCUGAAGAGUUAUUACAGUUUUCGCCACCGUGAGACGACAGCGCGGUCCACGGAGUCCAACAGAGCGGUGACCGCUGGUGUGGUCAAGGAGACUGAGGUGGAAUGGCUCCAGCAACAGGUGGUGCAGAGAAGAGCAAAGAGAAACUCCAGGGUCAACGCGGGUCACUCCGUUGACAUGAAGACCACACUGUUCCCCGCUGGUCGUCUUGACACUAACUCCACCGACUCGCCGCACUUGAGCGGCCCAGUGCGACGCAGCCUGUGGUACACUCGCUGUAGUGAAGCGUCUAGACGCUGCCAGUCUCACAUGAGCGUCGCCGCGGCCUGGAGGAGAGGCUAUACUGGGAAGGGUGUGGUGGUGUCUGUCCUAGAUGAUGGCAUUGAGAGAGAGCAUCCGGAUCUGAAGCCAAAUUAUGAUCCUCUCGCCAGCUAUGAUGUGAACGGACAAGACCAAGAUCCUUCUCCCAACUACUCCAACAAUCCUGAUAACUACCAUGGGACACAGUGUGCUGGGAUGGUCGCUGCCACUGCGAAUAACUCUCGGUGCACGGUUGGAGUCUCUUUCUAUGCACGAAUAGGCGGCAUCCGCAUGCUGGAUGGAGAUGUGACGGACAUCGUUGAGGCCCAGUCGCUGAGCUUCAGAUCCCUGUAUAUUGAUAUUUAUGUGGCUAGCUGGGGACCCGAAGACGACGGAGCCACUUUGGAGGGGCCUGGGCCUCUGGCGCGGCGCGCUUUGCACAACGGCAUCAAAACAGGUCGCCACGGGAGGGGCUCUCUCUUUGUAUGGGCAUCGGGGAACGGAGGACAAAGAGGUGACCACUGCUCCUGUGAUGGCUACAGCAGCAGCAUCUACACGAUCUCUAUGAGCAGCAGCGCUCUGGAUGGAGGCCAGCCAGAUUACCUGGAGCAGUGCAGCUCCACGCUGGCAACAGCUUACACCGGUGCUGAGGCACACGACAUUGUGACCUUGGGUCCCCAGCAGAGCUGUAGUCAAGCUCAGCCGGGGACAUCUCUUGCUGCCUCCAUGGCUGCAGGUGUCAUUGCUCUUACUUUGGAAGCCAACCCUCUGCUAACGUGGAGGGAUGUGCAGCACAUUAUUGUCAGAACAUCAAAAGCUCAUCAGCUCGUCGCUCCUGACUGGCAUGUUAAUGGGGCAGGAUACAAAGUAAGUCACCUGUAUGGCUUUGGCCUGCUGGAUGCUGAGAGGAUGGUGAAGGAGGCUGAGCGCUGGAAACAAGUCCCACCUCAGCACAAGUGUGUGGAGGAGGCUCCCAUCCAGCUGAGCAGAUCCAUUCAUCCCGGCUCGGUGCUGACGUCUGUGUACAAGACUACAGGUUGCUCCAGCGAGGCCCUCCAGCGAGUCGUUUAUGUGGAGCAUGUUGCCGUUCGCGUUUCCAUCGCUCACUGUCGCCGUGGCGACCUUUCUGUGACGCUCACAUCACCUUCAGGCACCAUGUCACAGCUGCUGGCUAACAGGCCUCUGGACGAUUCCACUGAGGGUUUUCACAACUGGGAAUUCAUGACAACUCACUGCUGGGGGGAGCAGGCAGCGGGAGAAUGGACUUUGAAAAUCCAGGAUACACCAUCUCAGAGGAGAGAAAGUGCUGAACUAGGAGUGUUAAAGGAGUGGUCCCUGGUGAUUUAUGGCACUGCAGAGCAGCCGUAUCCUGCGCAUCGGGAGCGAGUCCGCUCAGCUGAGAUGCCAAUGGAUAGUGACCUAACUGAAGAAUACAAUGGACCCUGCGACCCAGAAUGCAGUGACGACGGUUGUGAGGGGCCGGGCCCCCAGCAGUGUGUCACAUGCUUACACUUUUUUCUUAAGUUCAAGAACAACACAAGGUGUGUAUCAGAGUGUCCCUCUGGGUUCUGGGGCGAGCGGCGCCGGUGUAAAAGGUGCUUCUCCUCCUGUGAGAGCUGCACUGGGAGCCGCAGCGACCAGUGCACGUCCUGUCAGCCCGGCUAUCACCUGACUGAGGAGACCAACACAUGCACAGCCCUCUGUGGGGACAGCUACUACCUCGACCACGAUGCAAAUAUGUGCAGAAAGUGCAGUGAAAACUGCUUGAAGUGCACCUCCAACAGUAUCUGCACAGAAUGCAAACAAGACACAAGUCUGCAGGGGAAUCGGUGCCAGCGGAGCUGCGCAGCCGGAUUCUACCAUGACAAGCUGGAAGGCACGUGCAAGCCCUGUCACAAGGCCUGCGCCACCUGUGCAGGAGCGGGCGUGGGUGCGUGCAGCCACUGUGCAGAAGGCUACUUGAUGGAGGAGUGGAGGUGCGUGUCCUCCUGCAGUGCUGGCUUCUACGCAACGGAGCCAAACCCAGAGAUAGCUGAUGGGCACAGGCUAUGUAGGAGGUGCGACGCCAGCUGUCUCACCUGUGUGGGGCGGCUCGGGAACUGCAGCAGCUGUUCGAGCGGCCACAGCCUGCAGGAGGGAGUGUGUGUUGUUAACACAGUUUGCGCAGACAGGCAGUACCCAGGCAGCAGCGGAGAGUGCCGCGCGUGUCAUGCAACGUGUCUCAAGUGCACGGGGCCGCAAAGCGAAGACUGCGUCAGCUGCGCUCCUUCAUGGGCUCUGGAUGACGGCCGCUGUGUGCAGGAAUGCGGCAAGGGCAAGUACGAGUCGAACGGCCAGUGUCACCUGUGCGACCACACCUGUGCUACCUGUGUGGAUGCUGCCGCUGCCAACUGUACCAGCUGUGACACAGAUAAGUUCAAAGUGCAGCGCUACCUGUAUAACAGUCAGUGCCUGGACGCCUGCCCUGAAGCCUUCUACCACAGCCCUGAGAGGAGCUGCGAGCCGUGCCCCGACCACUGCCAGCACUGCACGGGCCCGACCCACUGCCUCCAGUGCGACCGGUUAUACUACGUCUCGGAUGGAGUUUGUGCAAAGCUGGAGUGUGAAGAAGGGGAGGUGGAGGAUCCAGAUUACGACAACUGCAUGACCUGCGAGAAAGGCUGCAGGACAUGCAUCUUGUAUAACCCCAGGCAUUGCCUGUCCUGCAUUGAGGGCUUUUACAAUUUUCAGGAGGGCUGCUACAAAGAGUGCCCGGCCAAGACGUACAGCGUGGAGGAGCAGAUGACCUGCUUCCCAUGCGAGCACAACUGUGUGACCUGCAAUAAGGACGGGUGCCACUGGUGCGAGACCGACCUCUUCCUGACAGAGGGAAGGUGUGUAUCGGUGUGCCCUGCUGGUUUCUAUGGCAACGAAGACACCAACGACUGUGAGGAGUGCCACGCCGACUGCGUGACGUGCGAUGGCCCAGAAGAUGACGACUGUCUGUCGUGUGGGAACGGGAAAACGCUCGACAACGGGGAGUGUGUGUCUGACCAUGACCAUGUCUGUCCCAUUAGGACCUUUCACAGCGGAGGUGGCGAGUGUGAAGCGUGCCACGCGUCCUGUGAAUCCUGCUCCGGAGACGAGAGGAACCAGUGCACGGCGUGUGCAGAAGGGCAGUUUCUGACCCCGCAGCAAACGUGCGCGGCCAGUUGUCCCGCGGGCUCCUUCGCCAGCCGUCUGAGCGCCGCGUGCGAGCUCUGCCCCCCGGGGUGUCUGCAGUGCGUGGACGCCCAGCGCUGCACCCGCUGCCAGAGCACCCGCAAAGCUCCAUUAUUCCUGCAGAGCGGACAGUGUGUCAAACAGUGUGUCAGGGGGUAUCCUGUGGGCCAGGUGUGUCGCAGCUGUGCAGCAGGCUGCGCGUCCUGUGUCAGAAACGCCACCAACUGUCUGGCCUGUCAGGAGCCUCUCGUCCUCCACCAGCGCCAGUGCGUGGACGAGUGUCCCCCGGGGCACGCGCUCCGGGACGGGCGGUGCCAGCGCUGCCCGUCAGCGUGCCACGAGUGCAGCGCACGUGGAGAGUGCACAGGUUGCGACGAGUAUCACUUCCUCCACGAGGGCUCUUGCUUGUCAGAAUGUCCGGAGGGGUUCUAUGAGGACGCAGCCCAGUGUUCUGGUUGCCACCCUGACUGCGCUUUGUGCGACGGCCCCGACAGCGACGACUGCGACACUUGUACGGAUCCAGAGACCACUCUGCACAAUGGGGCAUGUGUGACAGCCUGUCCCUCCCACAGCUACAGGGACGCUGCAACAGGACAAUGUGAAGACUGUGAUGCUUCUUGCCUCACCUGCUUCAACGCCGGCGCCGGCGCCUGCACCAGCUGCACAAAGGGCCAGAGACUCGACGGUCAAGGCCAUUGUGUAGCAACCGGCAACAAAUGCCCCCCUCACCAGUACGCGGACCAGCAUGGAGAAUGUCACCCAUGCCACAAAUCCUGCCACAGCUGUUCAGAACCCGGAAAAACCCACUGCCUGAGCUGCAGCCAGAGACAUGUCCUGCUCAAUGCCACCUGUGUGGAUGAAUGCCCGGCGGGCUAUUACAGGGACCCGACGGGGCAGAACUGUGAGGCUUGCCACCCGUCCUGUCAGUCCUGCUUUGGGAAGCACAGCAACGAGUGUCACGUCUGCAAAGACCACUUAUUUAAGGAAGGCAAAGUGUGCGUGGGGGCCUGUCAUCCCAGUCACUAUGGAAACACGGUCACGGGGACGUGCGAGAAGUGCGACCCAAGCUGUGGGGAGUGCAUCGGCGGCGGGGAGCACGGGUGCCUGAGCUGCGAUCUGGGGCUCGUCUUCUUGCGGAAAGAGGGGCGCUGCCUCCCGUCGUGCCCCCAGGGAUACUACCACGACCCGGUGCACAGGACGUGCGAGCCGUGCCACGCCAGCUGCCAAACGUGCUCCGGGAAAGACGCUCAGUCGUGCGAGUCCUGCUACACUGGAAACCGGCUGUCAGACGGCGAGUGUGAGUCCAUGUGCGACAUCGGCCAGUAUCUGUCCAUAAAGGGUUCAAGUCACGUUUGCGAAGACUGCGACAGCUCCUGUCUGGAGUGCCGAGGGCCCGGUUCAGCCAACUGCACCAUGUGCCCGGCCCAGGCCAUUCUAGAUGCACAAGGGCGCUGUCUGCUCUGCUGCCGCCAAGAUGACGAUGACGAGGAGGAAGCUGCGGCUCAGCAGCGAGAGUGCUGCAAUUGCACAGAGACUCGAGGAGAGUGUGUGCUCAGCACCAACUUGGCGUUCAGAAAUGAUGAGGAAGACGAGCCCAGGGGCAACCUGACCAUCUUCAUCAUCGCCUGCAUCCUGCUGGUUCUGGUGCUGGUGGCCAUCGUGUUCCUCGUUCGACACUCCCGGUCCAAGAGCGCACCCCCAGACAUCCCUCCCCGCGGUUACGAGAAGCUGGGCUCUGGCGGCGGUUACGGCGGCGGCAGCAGACACGGCGGCUUCAGCUCGUCGUCUGCAUCCUACAGCAGCCACGCCCCCUCCUCUGGCAAUCGCUUCCAGGAAGCUCAGUUAGUCGACCUGAGCAGCCGUCGCUCAGGGAGCAAGGACGAUGAUGACGACGAUGAAGAUGAGGACAUCGUCUACAUGGGUCAGGAUGGCACCGUUUACAGGAAGUUCCGCUAUGGACAGCUGGGGGAGGACAACGAGGACGAGCUGGAGUACGACGACGAGAGCUACACCUUCCGGUGAAAUGGGACAAAACUUCUCCAAAGAAACUUCUCCUAUUCGACUCUAAUCAUCCCUCAGUUUAUCUCCUCGUGCCCUGAGGGACAGACUCAUUUAUCCUUCACUGAAUACGAGCCGAACCAAAUGAGACAUGUGAAGCUAUUUAUAAUGAGCUGCAAUUUACAGCUGCUAAUCAUUCACAAAAUGAAACUAGCUGCAGAAAAAUUGGUUAAAAUGUUGAACAAGAACAUGUUUAACAUUUCUUGAGGGGCUUUGUUUGGAGAAUGAUGCUUCCCAUGUAUGUAACACUUUAUCAGGGACAUCUUGUUGUGAUUUUAUUAGUCAUUUUAAUUUGAAUAUUAGGAUGUAUUUUGCUUUCCUGUGUGUUUCCUGUCAUUGGUUAAUAGAUUUGCUCAAAGUGAAUUGCCUAAAUAAAGUGAGAAAAGUGA